This is a messenger RNA of Biomphalaria glabrata, 4156 nucleotides long. Its product is annotated as protein tyrosine phosphatase type IVA 2-like. Bases 977 to 1504 code for a protein of 175 amino acids. Gene Ontology annotation, biological process: protein dephosphorylation. Gene Ontology annotation, molecular function: protein tyrosine phosphatase activity. Lineage: Eukaryota; Metazoa; Mollusca; Gastropoda; Planorbidae. Gene Ontology annotation, cellular component: nucleus. The record is from RefSeq and is a predicted model, not a curated record. The transcript is spliced from 6 exons.
CCUCCAACACGGGUCACCAUAAUCGAACACAUUCUGUGGCGCAUUUUUGAAGUGAUGUGUGUUGUCAACCAGAUCUAGCUUACACUAGUUUAAGGCAAGGCUAUCGCGCACUAAGCUUCUAAACGUGGAUCUUAAUAACACCUAGGAAAGAAAGUGUUCUUUUUUUUUCUUCUUUGAUUGGAUACGUUGCUGAGAAUUAGAUCUAACAUUUGAUAUCUAGAUCUAUUUAUAAAUCUAGCUAGUGAAGUUUUUCGGUGAGUUUGGCCACACCUUUAUGGAGUUUGUCACUAACAGCGGAGAUUAUUGCCAGGCACAACACUUCCCACGCGAGGAGUAAGACCUCUGCCUGCCAAGAGAGCAGAGUGUCUUGCUAAAACUGUAUCACUUUUUAUAUACCUUGGACUCUUGCUAAAUAGCCCUAUCUGGAAUACUAAUCGAAGAUGCUGAAAAAAUAAUUCAUAUCUCUUCAAGUAACAUUUGAACUGAAUUAAAAAUAUUCAUACAGGAGCUCAAUUUCUUCAGUCUUAAGGGGUAACACUGGCUCAAAGAUGUUGAAUUAAAUCACACCUCAUUAUAACCAGUCUUCUGCAACCAGCUUUAUAGGGUAAAAUAUUUUGGCAUUUAUCUUGGUUUUUACAUUCAGUCUUGAAACAAAAGAACAUUUUGGAAUAGCCAGUGCUUUGUGUGGAAGUUUUCAAAGCUUUGAGUGCCCUUUUUUUUAAACCCUAUACCAACUGCCUUUCUCUAAAGGCAAGUACAUCUGUGGGAAAAGGAUAUUGUAGAAUCAAUAACGAGCACAAGUGGAAACUGUGUAUUCUGACACAGAAAAACAAACUUUGCUUUUUUUUGCUGUGUACUUCAUUGUAACUUUGAGUGUUCAUUCAAUAAACUGGAUUAAUUAGUCGUUGCUGCUCAUCUGGAACUAAGAGUUUACAAACAGGAGUUUUUAUCUGCGAAUGUGAGCUGCCUUACAUUCAUGAUGAAAGCACGCAGGCCAGAACCAGCAGAAAUCUGCUUCAAGAACAUGAGGUUUCUCAUAACUGACAGGCCCACUGAUGCCAAUUUGGAUAAAUUUUUGCAGGAACUUCAGAAGCAUGGUGUUAAAGAUGUGGUCAGAGUGUGUGAGCCUACCUACAGUAAAGAGAAACUUGGGGAGAGUGGAAUCAGAGUCAUGGAUUGGGAGUUUGAUGAUGGCAGUCCACCUCCUCCAGAGAUUGUACAAGACUGGUUUAAUCUGCUCAAGAAUCGUUUUUCUGAAGACCCUGGCUGUUGUGUAGCAGUGCACUGUGUAGCUGGUCUAGGAAGGGCUCCAGUUUUAGUAGCUUUAGCUUUAAUGGAGGCUGGCCUUAAAUAUGAAGAUGCUGUGGAAAUGAUUAGAGAAAAGAGGCGUGGUGCGAUCAACACAAAACAGCUGGCCUAUCUAGAGCACUACAGGGCAAAGUCCAGGCUACGUGUGAAGAAUGGCCGCAAUGGGAGCAGUCAUCAUGCAUGCCACAUACUUUAAAGGAAACAGCACUAAUUGUAACUGUGAUGAGGUCCCGUCCUUUCUGCUGUACAUUUCAGAUCUUGGUCACUUGAUUCUGUUGUUCACCAAAUGAUGCUCAGUAUAAAUGAAAGCAGGCUGUAGGGAAUUCAUAAUGGAAUCUUAACUUAAAAAAGAGCAUAGCCCUACUUGGUAACUUUUGUAAACCCACUCAGCAAUACAUUUUAUACAAAUAAUAAAAACAAUAUAUUAUGAAUUUUUUAACUUACUAAGACUAUGAAGAUUUAAAAAAAGAGCUCAAGUGUAUUUUUGUAUGAAAACAAUCAGAAAAUGGUGAAACAAAAAAAAAAUCUGUGUAAAUUUAUAAGGACUUGAACGUGCCUUGUAUAAAUUCCCACAAGUUCAAGGAGUUUGGUGUAUGUAAAAUCACGUUUUCAUUCCACAUGAGGGUGAAGAGGCUAGUUGAGUUUCUCUUCCUUUAUGACCGCUACUGUGCUACCUUUUUAUUUUUCAAUGAGGCGGCUACCUCCUGCAUCUUUAAACUUAAGUCUUGUCAGUUAGGAACACCUGACUUGAUAUUCAGUAUUGUUGUGUCUCACUGUAAAAAUAAAAAUUAAAGAGUUCUGAAUAACUAUAGUAACUAUUUACACUUAACUUCCACAGAUGUCAUUUACAUGAGAAUUAUGCGUAAGGGUUGAAACACAAAAAGUAGAUGUAAAAAUGUGAAUUUUUUUUUUUUUUGUUAAGCCUUCCUAUUAUCUUGUUUUCUUUAAACCGUAUUGUGAUGUGUUUAGCUGAGCACCAAUCAAUCACUCUGUGUUGUGUGUCUGUGAGAAGAGCAUUGUUUUAGUGGUUAUUGUUUUGGUUUUGAAAGUUGUGUAAUAAGAUGGUGUGUUGUGCAUUUCUUUAUUUCACCAGUGAUAAGCUCUUGUAGAGAAAAGUUGAAAUUAUUAGCUAUAUAUUAGUUAGUGUUAAGGGCUGCUUCCUUGCUUUUUUUAUCUUUACAAAAAAAAAUGGUGCUUCUGGUCAAAUCUUUUUAAACUCAUCAACUCAUGCUGUAUUAAAACAAUUUAUGAAACAUGAAUGUACCUUGUUAAGUUAAAGCUACUUCUGUGGUUUUGAGAUGUCAACCCUAUUCAAAUAAAAUUGUUGAUGUAAAGUCAUGCUUAAGUGACUUGACUGCCUUGUAAAUCAACUAGUAAGUUAAAACUAUGAUGUUACACUUGAGUAAGAUCUUAAACAAGUUUUAUUGCAUGACUUUGUUGCUGGCAUAGCGAUGUACUGAUCUAUUCUUUGUGUUGUCUUUUGAUGUAACAAUUUCAUUUAUCAUUGAAAAUAAGUAAAUUGCAUUUUUGUAUUCUCUCAGUAGCUUUUAAGUGUACCCUUCCUUGGUUGGAAAUCAAAAUGACAGGCAUAGGUACUAAAUGUAUUAAGAAUCUAUAAGAAAUUUUGACUUUGCAGGGCUUCUCAAACUUUCCACAAUUGAGGAUACAUCAUUUGUGAAUAUGUUUAUAAUUGUAUCAUAUGUGUGGGGGUGAUACACUGAUUGUAUUGUUUAUCCAUGAAGAUAUAUAUUUAUUAGCACGAGUGUUGACUGCAUAGAUGUCCCUUGAUAUUGUACAUUGCAUCCAUAAUUAAAGAGAUUAACUUGUAGUAACAGUGUAUUGGCUGAUUAUCUAGGAAUCAGAUUUUAAUAAAAAUUUAUAAUAUAAACAGCUGUGAUUGAAGCUAAUCAGAUAGUCAUGGCAGAUGUAGAGCAUUCUUGCAGAGUCUGGAGGGGAAUGUGCCAGUCCGUGUGCCAGGCAUACUGUGGUGUGGUUGUGUGCUAUAAAGAUAGAUCUGUGAGUGACUAAUGUAGCUUGGAGUGUUAUACAAUUUUUUUUUUCAUCUCACACUAAUGUAUUUUGUUGUACAAUGAGUAUAUUAUAUAUAUAUAUAUUGUGAAUGAAAUGCGAAUUCUGGUAUUGUAAAGCCAGUUGUCCACCUCUAGUGCCCCCUCGCCCCCCUCUCUACCAACCACCUGUUUCACAGAGCCCUUUCCUUUAUGUCCCUUACCAUACACACAAUAGAAAAACAUUCAGUGUUCAGAAUUAAAAAAGCGAUUGAGACAGCACUUACAUUUCCCCCCUACUUAACAGUAGUUUUGUUUUAAGUGUGAUAACUUAGGUUUCAUUUUUUUUUGUUUUGUUCUUUCCCAAGAGUAUUGUCUAUAAUUAGAAUUGACUUUGCCCACUUGUAACAUACAAAUCUUUCUGAAGCAUGACAGUUGAAGCUUAGCCCUAGCUGUACAUUAAAAGCUAGCUUCAGAAGUGUUUACAAGACAAUUUAAACCAUUAUUCAAGGGGUAAUGAAGACAAUAUCAUUUUUUUUUUUUUUGUUAAUUAGAAUUUAUGUAUUAAAAAUAAAAAGCAAAUGUUAGGAUUUCAGUUGGUGAAAUAUUCAUUUCCCUUUUUUUUUUCAUCUUUUUUUUUUUCUUUUAAUAUUUAAAGACAGCUUAUUUUUCCUUUUUUUUUUUUUUUUUUUGUUGAGUUUUAUGAUUUGGUGGAGGAAGUUGGACAGAUGGAACUUAUGAAGGAUUUGGUGUCCUCUGUAUAAAAAAAAAAUACCCCAAUGUGCUGGUGUUUUAACUUCUGAUGCAUUUUAAAUGAAAUAAAAACUUCCAUUAGAAUAUAA